Molecule: messenger RNA, 2471 nt
Organism: Danaus plexippus (monarch butterfly)
Lineage: Eukaryota; Metazoa; Arthropoda; Insecta; Lepidoptera; Nymphalidae
Product: protein phosphatase 1 regulatory subunit 14B
Exons: 7
Coding region: 856-1326 (156 amino acids)
Biological process (GO): regulation of phosphorylation
Cellular component (GO): cytoplasm
Molecular function (GO): protein serine/threonine phosphatase inhibitor activity
Source: RefSeq, a predicted model, not a curated record
GUCAACGACCUCGUCUACGUGUCUUCAGCUGCCUGCAUCCUCGUCUCUCCGCGACCGGUCAGUCCUUGUGCUCCUCGCAGGCUCGCGCGAUCUCGGUCCGUCACCUCUCCUGCGACUCACUCCGGGACCCGGCGGCGUCGUGCGCAAAGCUCACCCGUCCUCAUGCUCCCCCUACCACCUCCCCUCCGUCCGUAGUUCCACACCCCUCACCCCUCACCUCUCACUGCUCACCCCUCCCCUCCCUCCUCAGUUCUCAGUCGUCGUCUCGUGUUCUGUGAUCGGUGGUGUGUCAUCAGUGUUGCUCCGCGAGCGAGUGAGCCGCGCGUGUGUCGCUACGAGUCGGAAACAGUGUUGAGUGCCGAGUGUCGAGUGCAUCAAUUGUCUCAAUAACAGUUGUGUUAUUGUUCUGAGAGUGCCUCGAGUGAGGAGCGAGGUCGGGCGAGCGGCCGGCUGGGGGGCAGUGACCCCCGACACGACAUCGAGACAGGAGCGACGGGCCCCGGAAUAUUAUAAAGAAUGCAAGAAACCACUGAACUCACUAUAAAAAUAAUAAUUCUACCAUCAAGUUUACUGUAGAGCGUUUCCUCUCUUCAAGUCAUCUCAAGAAAUAAAUCUAGGAGCGACCUUAGUACAGUAUUUACUAUGAGUUUAUUGUUCGCAUGACCAGACGCUUUAAAGUUCUCACGGCAACCGCUCGGUUAUACAUGUGUAAUGUGGAGAAUGUUGAUGUGAUAUGUUUAUUGAGGACAGAGGAGCGGAACGGAGCGGAGUUUUGUCAACACCAUACUCCAUGGCCUUCCUUCAUCUCGAAGUAACAAAGACAGUCGCAGCAGCAGCAGUAGGAGCGGCGGCGGCAUGGAGUGCGGCGUGGCGGCACCGGGAGGAUUCUCGCGGCCGCACCCCUCACACCCUCAACACCCGGCACUUUCUCCCACCGAACGCUCGCCGGCUAAAGCUGGACUUCACGUUAACUUUAGUGACAAGGGCGAGGUGAAGGAGCGACGGGAGAAGUUUUUAACAGCGAAAUAUGGAAGUCACCAGAUGGCCCUGAUACGUAAGAGACUAGCUGUUGAAAUGUGGCUUUACGACGAGCUGCAAAAGCUUUAUGAAGUCCCGAGCGAGGCGGCGGCGGGAGGGGGAGCGGGGGCGGCUACAGGAGCGGGAGCGAGCACGGAGGUGGAGGUUGAUAUCGACGAGCUGCUGGACAUGGACAGCGAUGACAUCCGCCGCAGACAUCUCACGACGUUACUGGCUGAAGCUAAGAAACCUCAAAAAGAUGUUCAUAAAUUCAUUAAUGAGUUAUUAGAGAAGGCCAAAACCCUGUAAAGUAGCCAAGGGAAGACGAGCUCGCGGAGAGCGGAGGCCGAAGGGCGGCCGAACCUUCCAGUGACCGAGGUCCGUGGUGGGGUGGACGUGUCGCGAGCGCUAGUCGAAUUACAUAUUAAGAAUUAUUUAAUGAAAUAACUUUUAAAAUACCGUUCGCAAUAUGGUUCAUUACAAAGUUUUUAAACCGCGUCCUUGCUUUACCCUGUAUUAUAUAUGUAUAAUAUUAUUUAAUCAGCACGAAGUCGACAUAUCCUCUCACGAGAUAACAUAUUCAUACUCAGUACAAACUCCUACUUCCCUCGGAUCUAAGUUCUAACAAUGAGACGCUCAUCUCCAGUGCAACCACCGCUCUGUGUAUAUCGGCCUAAUUAUAAUACUUGUCCAUAGUCCCCGGCAGGGGGCAGCAGGCACUUACCGUACUAUACAGUGGGUUCGAGUCGUCUUCUGCUUCCUCUACCACACAUGUUUUUUCCCUCCUUAUAUGUGUUAUGUAUGAAGCGGGGACUUUAGUCGGGUCUAUUAAAUAAUGGCUGCCGUAGUCUUGUCCUCGCGCGGCAACGUAACCUUGCUACCAUAUCCCUAUAUAUGAAAGUAACAUAAGGUUAUGUUAUAUUUCGUUCAAUAGAAAUACCUUUCUUUGGGAAAGGAGAAUAAGUUUGUAAUAUUAUAUGAACUGUAAGAUAUAACUGGUGUAGUCUCGUUUUACAUUUUUACCAAUAGACUUAAUUCAAUCCGUAGCUCUUAUUUGUAUUUUGUACUAAGCGAUGGCACAUUUUAGUUUAGACUUUAGUUCGAUAUACAUUCAUCGUCUGUUUUAUGAAUGGAAUUAAAAAUCUUCUGUCAACCGAUUAUGUACAUUUUGUUAUACUAAUUUAUUAAACGAUGUUUGUAUAAUAUCUCUAAGACGCUUGCGGCGGCAACGUUAAUGUAUAAAUAGUAUUCGAUUAAACGGUAAGUAAGCAAGUAAUAAUAGUGAAGGCGGGCCGAGGGUCCGGGAGCCGUCUCCGCUCCGAGGACUUCUCGUUCUCUGACCCGCUUCAAUAUUUUCGUGUACUCAUUACAUUAGAAGUUUGCGACUUAGAUCCUAGUCUGGAUAUUGCUGUCGAGUGAUAGAAUUUUGUAAUAAAUUUAUUUAAUAUUAUAAA